AUGGGUCAACAACAGUCAGGCUUUGGAGGAAAAGGAAACGAAAGAGGUGGAGGUGAUGCUGACAAGGAGAAGAAGAAGAAGUAUGAAGCGCCAAUCCCAUCCAGAAUAGGGAAAAGAAAGAAGGGAUCCAAAGGACCAGAUACGGCUAGUAAACUUCCUGCUGUAACUCCGCAUGCUCGUUGUCGCCUGAAGUUGCUGAAAAGUGAGCGAAUAAAGGAUUAUCUCCUUAUGGAGCAGGAGUUCAUCCAAAACCAAGAACGCCUGAAACCGCAAGAAGAACGUCAAGAGGAGGAAAGAACUAAGGUAGACGAACUUCGUGGAACACCAAUGGCUGUUGGUUCUCUAGAAGAGAUAAUUGAUGACCAACAUGCUAUUGUUUCAACGAAUGUUGGAAGUGAGCACUAUGUCAACAUCAUGUCAUUUGUUGACAAGGAGCAGCUUGAGCCUGGAUGCGCUGUUCUUCUCAACCAUAAAAACCAUGCUGUUAUUGGAGUACUUGCUGAUGACGCCGACCCUAUGGUUUCGGUCAUGAAACUAGAAAAGGCUCCACAGGAAACCUAUGCCGAUGUUGGUGGCCUUGAUCAACAAAUUCAAGAAAUCAAGGAGUCUGUAGAGCUGCCCCUAACUCACCCUGAGUACUACGAAGAGAUGGGCAUCAAACCACCGAAAGGUGUGAUCCUGUAUGGUUGUCCGGGUACAGGAAAAACGUUACUUGCUAAAGCAGUGGCAAACCAAACUUCAGCUACAUUCCUUCGAAUUGUUGGAUCGGAACUUAUACAAAAAUACUUGGGAGAUGGACCAAAAAUGGUUCGCGAAUUGUUCCGAGUAGCUGAGGAAAAUGCUCCAUCGAUUGUUUUCAUUGAUGAAAUCGAUGCUGUUGGCACGAAGCGAUAUGACUCGAACUCCGGAGGAGAACGCGAAAUUCAACGUACUAUGCUUGAACUUCUCAAUCAACUCGAUGGCUUCGACUCUCGCGGUGAUGUCAAAGUGUUGAUGGCAACUAACCGUAUUGAAUCACUCGAUCCUGCCCUUAUUCGUCCCGGCCGAAUUGACAGGAAAAUCGAGUUCCCGCUCCCUGAUGAGAAGACAAAAAGAAGGAUUUUCCAGAUUCACACAUCACGGAUGACUCUGAGUGAUGAUGUUAAUCUGGAGGAAUUCAUUCUCGCGAAGGACGAGUUGAGCGGUGCAGAUAUUAAGGCAAUGUGCACUGAGGCUGGACUACUGGCACUACGAGAACGUCGUAUGCGCGUCACAAUGGAAGAUUUCCAAAAAUCAAAGGAAAAUGUCUUAUACCGAAAGAAAGAAGGCGCGCCGGAAGAGCUAUACUUGUAA
Molecule: messenger RNA, 1332 nt
Organism: Necator americanus (New World hookworm)
Lineage: Eukaryota; Metazoa; Nematoda; Chromadorea; Rhabditida; Ancylostomatidae
Exons: 11
Coding region: 1-1332 (443 amino acids)
Biological process (GO): proteasome-mediated ubiquitin-dependent protein catabolic process
Cellular component (GO): proteasome regulatory particle, base subcomplex
Molecular function (GO): proteasome-activating activity; ATP hydrolysis activity; ATP binding
Source: RefSeq, a predicted model, not a curated record